AUGGCUAGAACAUACACCCUCUACAAUUUACGGAUCAUCUUGGUCUUGACCUUGGGAAGUCUCACCUUUGGGUACGGCUUUUCGGUCAUCUCCAACACCAUAGGGCAGCCUGGGUUCAUCCAAUACUUCAACCUCAAAGCCAACUCCGACUACACCAACGCAAUCACCGGCACCAUCAAUGGCUUAUACUGCGCAGGAGCACUGUUUGGGGCGCUUCAUGUGGGCUGGAUGUGUGAGGCCCGCGGCAGAAAAGAGACCAUGUACUUGGCGUCGGCCGUCAAUGUGGUGGGCGGAGCCCUCGAAACCGGUUCCAUCGACAUGGCCAUGUUUCUCGUUUCCCGGUUCAUUUCAGGCUGGGGUAUAGGCAUGAUGGUGGUCUUGAUCCCCAUUUACCAAGCCGAAAUCUCGCCCCCCAACGCUCGAGGCUUUCUUGUCGGCCAACACGGAACUUGGAUCGUCUUGGGAUACGCCAUUGCCGGGUGGGUUGGCGCGGGAACGUACUACUCGUCGAAUCUGUCCUUCCAGUGGCGAUUCCCAAUUGCCCUGUCGAUUAUACCGCCGCUUGCAUUAGCGAUAUGUGCCCCGUGGAUUCCAGAAUCCCCUCGUUGGCUACUCACCAGAGACCGACGCGAGGAGGCCUGGAAGAUUGUCAAACGCUUGCAUGGUGGCACCGCCGAAGACGAAGCGAGUCUCCAGUACGCCCGCGAAGAAUUCUACCAAAUGACUGAACAGGUUCGAGUGGACGCCGCCGCGUGGAAACAGGGAGGGUGGCGCGGUAUGUUCACAAACAAGACCUACCGGAAGCGCUUCUGGAUGGGCUUCUUCAUUCAGUAUGCUGCUCAAUCGACAGGCGCUCAGGUGAUUUACGUAUAUAUCGUCUCCUUGUACCAGAAUCUUGGACUCACUGGCGGAGUUCCGUUGAUUUUGGGGGCAGCGUAUGUCACGGUCGCAACCAUCUCCAACUUCGUCGGGGCCCUGCUCCUGGAUAGAGUAGGACGAAAACCACUUCUGCUGGCCGGGCUCACCGGAUGCAUGCUCUCGGUGUGCCUAGAGACGGCUAUGAUAGCCGAGUACGCUGGUACCACCAACAAAGCCGGACUUUCGAUGGGGGUGUUCUUCUCGUUCUGCUUCAUCAGCUUCUAUGGAGGCGGCAUCGACGUGGUUGGCUAUGUUUAUUGCUCGGAGAUCUUCCCGACCACAAUCCGAUCUCAGGGCGUAGCCUGGUCUCUCGCUGGAACAUUCCUCUCGACCUUGGUGUACGUCGAGGCUGCGCCGACGGCCUUGGCAAACAUCAAGUGGAAGUACUACAUCGUUUUCAUCUGCCUGACCUUUGUCAACAUUUGGAUUUUUUACUUUUGGUGUCCCGAGACUCGAGGCAAGUCGCUGGAAGAGAUCAAUGCCCUGUUCGGCGACGAAGUGGUGGUACAUUUUGCGGAUGCGACAGAAAAGCAACGGCAUGAAUUGACCGCCAAGGUAUUGGCACAAGACGAAAAGCAUGAGUUUGCCUCAGAACGCGGGGAAGGCGUCGAGGGCGCGAGCACAACUACAGCGUUGAAAGUCUAA
Molecule: messenger RNA, 1563 nt
Organism: Cladophialophora psammophila CBS 110553
Lineage: Eukaryota; Fungi; Ascomycota; Eurotiomycetes; Chaetothyriales; Herpotrichiellaceae
Exons: 7
Coding region: 1-1563 (520 amino acids)
Biological process (GO): carbohydrate transport; transmembrane transport
Cellular component (GO): membrane
Molecular function (GO): carbohydrate:proton symporter activity
Source: RefSeq, a predicted model, not a curated record